Hevea brasiliensis (rubber tree) is the source of this 2214-nucleotide messenger RNA. RefSeq names its product endo-1,4-beta-xylanase 5-like. The record is from RefSeq and is a predicted model, not a curated record. Gene Ontology annotation, biological process: carbohydrate metabolic process. Gene Ontology annotation, molecular function: hydrolase activity, hydrolyzing O-glycosyl compounds. Lineage: Eukaryota; Viridiplantae; Streptophyta; Magnoliopsida; Malpighiales; Euphorbiaceae.
AUAAAUGAUCUUGUAGUGACAUGACUCAAUCGAUCCAAAAACGUCAAUUUUGGGUUGCGAAGUUCAAUGUGACAAGUUUUAACACUGACAUCUCUCGAGUGUUUCAGGAAAUAUAUGUGCUUCUAUACUUGUGUUGUGCAAAGAUGAGGAUAUCAAUAGGAGCUUAUUGAGUAUUGGUUUUCUUGUGCAUUUUUCUGUCUUCAGGGCAUAGCAUUCGUGCUUUCUCCUAUGACUAUUCUGCAACAACUGAGGCAAGCAGAAGUUUCAGUUUUCAGUGUUUUGUUGAUUUCAAACAAUAUGGUACCAUUUCGCCUUACAUAUAUUAUCAAGAGAAAAAAAUUGAAACUUUUUCUUGAACAGUGCUUGAUAGAGCCUCAGAGAGCUCAAUAUGGAGGAGGGAUAGUAGCCAAUCCAGAGUUUACUUAUAGCUUUGGACUGUGUAUGGAAGGAGCAAUCAGAGAAGGAAUAUCAAAGGAUGGGAACAAAUACAUUAUUGCACAUAGCAGAACACAAUCACUUGACAGUGCCUCACAGACGGUUCAAUUUGAGGAAGGAAAUCUUUAUGGUUUCUCCGCAUGGGUUCAAGUCAACAGAGGACGUGAGAGUGUAGCAGUUGUUUUGAGAACUGCUGCUGGUGAGCUGAUUCGUGCUGGUAAUGUUAUAGCCAGCGAUGGAUGCUGGUCUUUUCUUAAAGGUGGCAUCUUUGCAAACUUUUCAGGCCCUGCUGAGAUUCUGUUUGAGAGCAAGAACACAACUGUGGAAAUAUGGAUUGACAAUGUCUCAUUACAACCCUUUACCAUGGAGCAAUGGAGAUCGCACGAAGAUGAAAACAUUCACAAGGAACGAAAGAGAAAGGUGAGAUUCCAGGUAACAUAUGCAAACAAAACUGCCGUGGAAGGUGCUUUAAUAUCAAUAAAACAAACCCAAUCAAGCUUCCUAUUUGGAUGUGGCAUGAACCAUUACAUCGUGGAAAACGUAGAUUACCAAAACUGGUUUGCUUCAAGAUUCAGGUAUACCACUUUCACUAAUGAAAUGAAGUGGUACAGCACCGAGAAAAAACAGGGUCAGGAAAACUACACCAUUGCAGAUGCAAUGGUAAGAUUUGCCAAACAAAAUGGCAGUUCUAUCAGAGGUCACAACAUUUUCUGGGAUGAUCCAAAGGACCAACCAGACUGGGUUAAUCUUUCUCCUAAUGAUUUACGAGAAGCUGCAGCAAAAAGAAUAAAUUCGGUGGUCUCACGAUACGCAGGGCAACUAAUUGCUUGGGAUGUAAUGAAUGAGAAUCUGCACUUCAGCUUCUAUGAAGAUAAGCUUGGCGAAGAUGCCUCUGCAGAGUACUUCUCAAUGCUUGAUCCUGGGACAAGAUUGUUCAUGAAAGAGUAUAAUACCAUUGAAGAUUGUACAGAUGAGGCUGCAAAUCCAUUUAACUACAAGAAGAGACUGGAGGAAAUUCUGUCAUGUCCUGGAAACCAAGGAAUUUUAGCAGGAAUUGGUGUGCAAGGCCAUUUCAGUUCUGACCAACCAAAUCUUGCGUACAUGAGAGCUUCCUUGGACAUUCUAGCUACAACAGGAUUGCUUAUAUGGCUUACUAAAGUAGACGUUGGCAGAGGCCCAAAUCAGGCAGAGUACUUGGAGCAGGUACUGAGGGAAGGCUACUCUCACCCUGGUGUUGAAGGAAUUAUCAUGUUCGUAGGCCCAGCAAUUGCAGGUUUCAAUGUUACAACACUAGCAGACAAAGAUUUCAAGAACACUCCAUCAGGAGAUGUUGUGGACAAGCUGAUUGAUGAGUGGAAGUAUAAGCCUACUGAAAUUAAAGCAGAUAGUGAAGGAUCCAUUGAAGUUUCAUUGUUUCAUGGAGAUUACAAUAUAACUAUUAAAGACCCAGUUUCCAAUUCAUUGACUAGGUGGAAUUAUAAUAUGAUAGAAGACGAUACAACAGGCACUGUUCAUAUUCAUAUCAAUGCUUGAAAUGAAUCAUCACCAUCUCAAAUUACAUAUAUUUGGCAAAUAAAUUGCCCUGUGUGUUUUCUUGGAAAACACCAUUGGAAGAUCACACCAUAACUUCUUUUCAUUCAGUGUUUGUAAGAGUGAAUUGAGCAAGUGUGGAUUGAAGAUUUUCAUGUUAUCUUUUGCAUUCAUUGAAGCAUCUGGAUAAAUAAAAACAAUAAAAGCAAUAAGAAAUAAAGGGUUAGAAAAAUCUUUAAUAUUCAUAAA